AGCAGACAGUCAGAGCUCAUACACCCCCAGUCCUGGGCCAGUCACAACAUCUCCUGACCGCCGGACAGCGACAACACUUUUUACAAAGUUUGGUGGUGGGGGGAAAACCCCAAAAAAAUCUAGAACAUUAGAAUAAAGAGUCAGUGGGAGAGAUGAGAAUGCAACUGGGAAAAGUUCCCUUGUUCCUUUCCCUCCUCGUCUUCCAGCAAUCUGUUUCAGCUCAAGCAGCAGUUUCUGCAGCUGCGGAACCGAAUCAGGCCAGAAUCCAGAAAUGGGAGCAGGUUCGGAGGAGGAAUCGGAAACCAGGUGACAAUAAAGUUCAGCACCUGAACCCAGAAGUGACGGAGUGGACGUCCUGGUUCAACAUCGAUCACCCCGGUGGGAAUGGAGACUUUGAACGUUUGGAAGCCAUCCGCUUUUAUUACCGGGAACGGGUGUGCGCCCGGCCACGGUCUAUCGAGGCCCGUACGACGGAAUGGGUGAAGGCAGAACAAACUGGCGAGGUUGUCCAUUACAGCCCAGACAAGGGCUUCUGGUGCAUCAACAAAGAGCAGCCAGAGGGCAGGAUCUGCUCCAAUUACCACAUCCGCUUCCAAUGUCCUGUGGUUCAAGCCUAUUGGUCAAACUGGUCAGCGUGGAGCUCGUGCUCAGUGACCGCGUGCGGUCACUCGGGGAUCCAAGCUCGCCAGCGCACCUGCACAAACAACAUGCGGUUCCGUUUCAUCAUGGCUCCGAAAUGCAAGGGCAAGGCCAUUGAGCGGCGAGACUGCAGCACCGAACCUUGUCGGGAGGCCCAUUGGACAGCCUGGGGCCCAUGGAGCGCGUGUUCGGUCUCGUGUGGAACAGGUCACAUCCUGCGUCGCCGAAGCUGCGUCCAAACCCCAGAAAGGACGACUUGCAUUGGCCGGCCAGUUGAAGUCCAGAAGUGCAGCCACACUCCUUGUGCAGUCUGCCAGCACGUGUGUACAGUGGGACACGUCAAUGAAGAGUGUAAUGGCUGUGUCUGUGACCGACAUGUUUUACUGGGCACGGUGCAUUCAGCAAACGGAGUCCCCAUCAGCCGGAGUCGGAUAGCGAUGGAGGAUCAGCCGCAUCUGACAGUCGCCAUGAGCAACAAAAGCGGUUUUUUCAAGAUCCCUGGCAUUUGCGCCAACAAUAGGACCCGUCUCCUGGUCGAAAGUGCAAAGUUUGCCCCCUCUGUGUUUCAAGCAGUUCAGAACGGAACAGAGUCAUCAGUGGUGAAGGCAGUUCUUGAGAGAGCUGAAAAGCCCUACCUUGUGAAACACCCCGAGACAAAAGUACGAUUUGAAGGUGAGCGGGUGUACUUCUGCUGCAAGGCCACUGGAUCUCCAUCUCCACUUCAAUAUGUGUGGUAUCAUAAUGGGACCCUGCUGGACAUUAAGAAUGAAGAAACCCUAUUGCUGAAGGAUUUGCAGAGCUGGCAGGGAGGGCAAUACCAGUGCAAAGUAUCCAAUGGCAUCAGCUCCAUCAAAUCAGUUCCAGCGACGCUCACAGUUAUAGCCAAAGGGCGGCCAAAUUGCAAGUCACAACCACUGCAGCAUUUCGUCAAACUGCCGGAGAACUGCUUCCAGAAAGCAACCAAAUCCUUUUACUACAACGUCGGGAAGUGUCCGAACAGUGGGUGUGCAGGCAACCUGAACUUUGAUCUGCGUUGCAAGGACAGCAAACGGUAUUGCUGUGGAGUGAAGCGUAUGAAGGACGUGGAGAUUGCGUGUGAGGGAUACACCCUUCCCGUCAAGGUGGUAGCAAGCUGCAGCUGCAAGAAGUGCCUGGAGCCCAAGGUAUUGAUCAGAGGGAGGGCAGUGGCAGCAGAUAAUGGUGAGCCACUGCGUUUUGGACAGAUCUUUGUGGGUAAUGAGAGAGUUGGCCUAACAGGCUACAAGGGGACCUUCACUAUACAGGUCCCUCAAGAAACAGAAAGGCUUGUUGUCCAGUUUAUCGACAAGUCAAACAAAUUUGUCGACACUGUUAAAGUCUUUCCCUUUGACCGAAAGAGCGGGGCUGUGUACUUUGAGGUUAAGUUAUUGAGGAAAUCCAAGCCAAUUGAGAUUGACUCCACCAAAGGCAUCACCAUUCCAUUGGGAGAAAUGGAAGGUGAGGACACGAUUGGAAAGCUGGAAAUUGCACCCAAUUCCUUUCGCAGAAGCAGUGGGGAAAGUUACCAAGGGAAGGUCAAAGCCAGUGUGACGUUUCUGGACCCGAGGAACAUCACUCUCGCCAUGACUGCAUCGAGUGACCUGAGCUUUGUUGACGAAGAGGGAGACAUCCUGCCUCUGAGGACCUACGGCAUGUUCUCGGCAGAUUUCCGGGAGGAGUUAUCGAACGAGGCUCUCGAAGCGUCCAACGUCAAGGUCUACCUCGACACCAACAGUGUCAAGAUGCCGGAGCACGUGGAGAAGAUGAAGCUGUGGUCCUUGAACCCGGACACCGGGUUCUGGGAGGAAGAGAGUCUUUUCCACGUUGAGAAGAGAAAGCGCAACAAACGCGAGGAGAGGACAUUCCUGAUCGGUAAUAUGGAAAUCCGGGAACGCCGGCUUUUCAACCUGGAUGUCCCGGAAGGCAGGCGCUGCUAUGUGAAAGUCAGGGCCUACAUGAGUGAGAAGUUUUUGCCCAGUGAGCAGCUGGAGGGAGUGGUGGUAACUCUGAUCAACCUGGAGCCUUUACCGGGAUACACAGCCAAUCCACGGGCAUGGGGCCGUUUUGACAGUGUGAUAACGGGGCCUAACGGGGCCUGCCUGCCCGCUUUCUGUGAUGCAGUCAGGCCGGACGCUUACACGGCCUAUGUCACAGCCACCUUGGGAGCAGAGGAGCUAGAAGCCGCUGCCUCGAGCCCAAAAAUGAACCCCAACAUUAUUGGGGUGUCUCAGCCCUUCCUGGGGAAGCUGGACUACAGGAGGACGGACCAUGAGGAUGAGCAGCUGAAGAAAACUGCUUUCAAAAUUAAUCUUGCAAAGCCCAAUGCGAACAACAUCGACGAGACCAACGGGCCAAUAUAUGCCUACCAAGAUGUAAGGGAGUGCGAAGAAGCCCCGAUCUCGGCCAAUCAUUUCAGGUUCUACAAAGUGGAGAAGGACAAAUACGAGUACAACGUGGUUCCUUUCGAGGAGAACGACUUGACCAGUUGGACGGGGAACUACCUCUCCUGGUGGCCUAAUCCUCAGGAGUUCAGGGCUUGCUACAUCAAAGUGAAAGUCAACGGGCCGCUGGAGGUCAUGGUGAGGUCACGCAACGCUGGGGGUACUCACUCUGAGACGGCGGGUCAGCUGUACGGUAUCCGGGAUGCCCGCAGUGUCCGUGAUAUGACCAACCACAACGUGUCAGCUGCGUGCCUGGAGUUCAAAUGCGGGGGCAUGCUAUUUGACCAAAGCUCAGUUGACCGCACUCUGGUGACCGUGAUCCCCCAGGGCAGCUGCCGGCGGACGGGGAUCAAUACCCUGCUGCAGGAGUACCUUCGGCGACACCCCCCCUCGGCCGUCAACAACGAGACGUCAGCUUUCAGCAUGCUCGCCCCUGUGGACCCACUGGGCCACAACUACGGCAUCUACACAGUCACUGAUCAGAACCCCAGGCUGGCCAAGGAGAUUGCCAUUGGCCGCUGCUUUGACGGUACCUCGGACGGCUUCUCCCGAGAAAUGAAGGUGGACGUGGGAAACGCCUUGACCUUCAGCUGCCAGGAGAAGCUGGUGACUCACCAGAGCCUCUUCCAGCGGCUGCAGAGCUCUCCGGCUGAGACCCUGACGGAGAUUGGGGCGGAAAUGAGGAGACAGACACUAAUGCGACCCGCUCAGUCCCGGAUUGUAGCCUAUCCCUCAGGUCAAAGGAGUCGCAGGGCCCGGGUUCCCAGCCGGAACAUGAGAAGGAGUGAACUGCCCAGACAGUAGAUUGGAAUGGACUCUUCCUGAUCCUGAAGUGAGAGGUAUAUAUUAAAAUCUGUAUAUAGGGAACUCAACAGUCAUAUUCUUGUUUACUAAGGGACAGUUUUUUAGGUCAACAUGUGAGGCAUUCUUCAGCAUCAAAUAUAAUCCUUCAAGGUCAGGCUCAGCUAUGUUUAUUGCACAUUCUGUUUGAGGCACUUUAAUGUAUUGGACUUUCACCUCUGGGAUUUAGAACGGAAUUCACAUCAAACUGAUGGAUGGAGGUUCCUGCUCCAUAUUGCUCACAGAUCAACUGAGGAAGGUGGGCACAGGGUCCUUCCAGGCAGUCCCUGGCAGAGUUGGUCUUGGAGCGCCAAAUUCUCCAGGAUUUGGCCCACACUGACACUGACUCUCAGAGUUCCAGAAGGUGUCAGGGAGGGGUGCAGGUCGUCUGAUGCUAUUGGUCACGAUGUGUUGUUUGAACAGAGUGGUCAUCAUGGGGCUCUGCUGACCAUGCUUUUCAAAGCAUCCAAACAUUGCAACAGUGGAUGCACUUGUUGUAGAAACUCAGCUGAAACAAGUCUUCGAUGUUGUCUUGGGGUGAUCUCUUGCUGUUUGUGUAUUUAUGCUUCCUGUGUUAAUAAGCUGCCUACACAGAGAACGUUACUGGAGAACUCCAUUUGUCUUCCUUUGCUAUUGUAUGAGUUCCAUUAUUUUUCUGGCCUCAUUUCAGCAAUGCUUUGUUUGCUUUUUUCUCCAUCGCCAUACCCUUAGGAACCUCCGUCAACAAUUUAGCAGCAAUUUUCUUUCUCUCUCCCAAAGCUCCAAGCUCAGAAUCCACUUCAGACCAGACACAGAUUCUCAUCUCAAAACUCAAACUAAUAGUCAUUCGGAAUGUUAUUCAGUUUUAUAAAAACACUUUUUUUUGGGCUUGGCCAACCCUUUUUGUUUUGGAUUUAUGAACGACUUUUGACAUUGAAUGUUCCUGCUUUCUAGAGUAGCAUCAUGUUUAAACUGGCUUCCGUUUACUUUGAUGUUAUGAAAGUGACAAAGACCAGGAUAUUCUAGUCUGCAAUGUCAUGCUAAAUGGAAGCAGGUUGGAUAGAGUAAAGGAUGCCUUAGUAAAUGGUAGUCUAGUGCAGUGGCUGUUUCAUUAAACGAGUAAUUCACCUGGCAAGAGUUCAAAUCCCCACGAUGGAAAUUGGAGGUCUUGAACUCAGUUUUAUUUUUUAGUGUGGAAAGAAAAAUCUGAUCAUCAAUCUAUAAAAAACUUCUUAAAACUCAACUUGAUCAGAAAUGGUUUUAUAAGAAUGAGGUAGCCAUCUUUACCUGCUCUGAGUUUGUUUGACUUUAGUCUCACAGCAUCAGGCGAGUGGCUGGAGGUGAGGAAGAGAAGAGAAGCAAUCAAUUUUGGACACAUGAGGAAGUAGCCUUUUUGAAUUUUACAAGGUGCAAUGGUAAAACUGUUCAGCAUUCUGUUUAGGAAGUAAUCCAAUUUAGUUUAACAUGUUUUAUGGGAGCAGAGAGACCAGUAUAAAACAGAAAUGUGCACAUGACAGCUCCUUUAUAUUGGAAACUCCUACUUUCUGUCCAGAAAGUUGACUACCCAUUAAGUGUAAUCGCAAAUCUAAUUGCAGGACAGUAACACAAGUGAAACUCAGUCACUUAAUCAGAGAGGAUGUUUCCUAAUGUGGAAAUGAGAGAUUGGAACUCACUGAUGGAGAUUGAUCAAUAACUCUAAUCUCAUUGUAUCACGCAGUUAUCAGGAUGAUAGAAGGUGAACCAGAUAGAGUUUGCUCUUUUAUUGUCAAGCAAUUCCUUCAUUCCAGUCCACCUUCUCCCAGUGAAAUUCCAGGAUUCAAAAGCUGGUAUCAAUGCAGUGACCAUGAAGUGGUUAGAUUGUUGUUCCCCACCUUCCCUUUAGGGGAAUGAAAGGUGACAUCCAUAGCUGUCUGACCUCUAACACCACACUAACAUGGUUAACUCACAACUGCUUUCUCAAGCAGUCCAGUUAGAUUUGUAUCAAAUCACAUCAAAAACUUACAUUUAUAUAGCACCUUUUAAUGCUGUACAACAUCCCUGGGCAUGUCACAAGAGUGUUAGAAAACAAAAUUGGAUAGCAUGGCACUUUCAGACAUUUCAGGGAAAAUGACCAAAAGCUGUCUCAAAGAAGCGUGCCUUAAGGAAUGUCUUAAAGGAGCAGACAGAGGUUUGGAAUAAUUUAGGAAAGGAAUUCCAGAACUUAGGGCCCUCAAAGCAGAACGUCUGGCUGCCAAUGAGGGUGGGCUGGAUGCGAGAAAAAUACAAGAUCUAGUAGAGUUGUCAGGCUGGAGACGGAGGGAUAACUUUAAUUGGGGUCUUGAGGUUGGGCAAAUCACACAGUGAUUCUCAUAUGAUUAGAUUAGAUUAAAUUCCCUACAGUAUGGAAACAGACCCUUCAGCCCAACACAUUCAUACCGAACCCUCCAAAGAGUAACCCACCCACACCCAUUACCCUAUCUUCUAUUACCCCCCUGACUAAUGCAACUAACACUAUGGACAAUUUAGCAUGGCCGAUUCACCUGACCUGCACAUCUUUGGACUGUGGGAGGAAACUGGAGCACCCGGAGGAAACCCACGCAGACACGGGGAGAAUGUGCAAACUCCACACAGACAGUUAUCCGAGGCAGGAAUUGAACCCAAGUCCCUGGCGCUGUGAGGCAGCAGUGCUAACCACUGAGUCACCAUGCCGCCAAAACCAAAGAAAAACAAAUUAGAAAAUCUAUAAUGAGUCUUGAGAGGGUUAAUCGAGUCAGGAUUGCAAUUUGUUCUUCCAAACCAUAACACAAACCUGUCAUCAAUCUUUUCUCUCAAAUAUAUGGAACCUUUCCUUUCAGUUUAGGUACUGCAUAAGUCAAAAUCUUAUCUCACCUGCCAACUUACAGCAGUGGCUGUAAAAUGCUUUGAACCUGAGAAUGUGAAAGGUAUGCUGCAAAUUCAUGUUUCUUCGUUUAAUCUUUGAUUCAUCGCAUAAUUGUUAUGGAGCAUUCCUGAAGAAGGGCUCAUGCCCAAAACGUCGAUUCUCCUGCUCCUUGGAUGCUGCCUGACCUGCUGUGCUUUUCCAGCAACACAUUUUUAUCUCUGACCUCCAGCAUCUGCAGACCUCACUUUCUCCAAGGAGCAAAAGAAGGCCAUUCAGCCCACAGUGUCUACACUGGCUAUAUAUUCUUUCCUAUAUAAACCUGCUUUCCAAUGAGAACCAGAGAAAAGUUACAGCACAGGAAGAGGCCAUUCACUCCAUCAUGUUAGUGGCAGCUGAAUGAAUUAGCCACGCACCCUGAUUCCACUUUUAACUAAGAGUUUCUGUUUCAACCACCAAACUAGGCAGCGAAUUGCAGACACCCGCCACUCUCCUGACUCCCCCUGCCAAAUCCUAAGGUUUGAGGCCUAGGGUGGAUCAGGCCUCAUUGAAUGAUGGGGCAGGCCUGAGGGACUGAAUGGCCUACUCCUGCUCCUAUAUGAAUAUUGUAAGUACGAGCUCCCUGGUAAUAAAUCUCUCCGCUAGGAGAUUCUCUCCCAACCCUCAAUAUUUUUAACACCUCAUUUAAGUUCACCCAAAACCUUUCUGACCUGACCCAACCUUUCCUCAAAGCCACAGUUUUCAGUACUCUGACACUGAAAUAACUCUGGCAUCCUAUCACCACGUCCACCUUUAUUUACAUUUGGACAGUCCUUGACACUGAUCCAGCUCCCUCUCAGCAGCUCUUGGAGUGAACAGAAUCUCUGAUACUUUUUUAAAAAUGUAACUGAUUUCUCUAAACAACAUACUCAGAGAUAUUCUAACACAUCACUGGAGCAGGUGGGACUCGAACCCAAUUCUCUCAGUCCAAGGAUUUGGACACUACCACUGUGCUGCAAGAGAGUCCUGACACUCCUGUUUUAUAUCUGUCAGCCAGGGCUCCCUGACUGGUCCAGAUUAACAGCCCCAAUCAGGGAGCUCCGAUUCUAUGAGGUUCACCUGGCUGACCUGGUGACAGCCACAACAGACUCCAUUCUUGUAAAUCUCCUCUGUUCUUUCUCUAGAGCAAAUAUAUUUUUCCUACAAUGUGAUGACCAGAACUGUGCACAAAAACCCAGCUGUGGCCCACCCAAUGUCUUAUGUAGUUCUAGAAUUACAUCCCUGAUAACGCAAUCUCUCGCUGGGUGAAGGAAAGCAUCCCAUACACCUUCGUUACCACCUUCCGGGACCUGUGCACUCCAAGAUCUCUCAUUUGCUCUAUCCUUGUCAAUCCCUCCUGUUUACUGUGUAUUCCUUUGCUUUAUUCAGUCUUUCCAAAUGCCUAACCUUGCAUUUCUCCUGACUGAAUUCCAUUUGCUAUUUUCCGCCCACUCAAUCAAACUAUUGACAGCCAUCACUAUCGAUCACUGGGCCAAUUCUUGUGUAGUCCUUUCAGCCUUUUUCCCUGGGUUUUCUGAUAUAAAUAUGAAUGAGAAACCACACUGCAUCAUAAACUGCGCUCCAACCAGAUAAUUGCAGCAAGUUGGGCCAACAACACUGGAAGAUCUUAGGAAAGGAAGCUCAUGUUUUAUUCCAGCGUUGUCAUUGCUGCCAAGAAACAACUGAAAUCUAACCUCUGAGGCGAAAGUUAUUAAUAACUGAAAUUUUAACAUGGCUUUUGUUUAAUUUUCUCAAGGGGUUCUACAAUGGAGAUUGCUGUGUUAUUACAGAAUUUAAUAUUUUUCAUAUUACACAAGUUACUUCACUUGCUGCAAAGCACUUACCGAUCUUAUAGACAUGAUGCUAUAUUUCUUUCCUCUCUUUUAUCGAUUCAUACAAUUGCAGAAACAGAUCCUUCAGUCCAUCUCAUCCAUGCCUACUAGAUAUCCUGAACUUAUCUAGUCCCAUUUGCCAGCAUUUCACCCAUAUCCCUAUAAAGCCUUCUUGUUCACAUACUAUCCAGACGCCUUUUAAAUGUAAUUCAGUUAAGUCUUUGACUGGAUCUAGCUAUUUUAACUACCUUACUCCCAUUUUUUCUCAGUUUUUGUGCAUCAAGUGCUUUGGGCCAUUCUCUUUUAUUGAACCCCUUUCUCAAUAACUACUUCACUCCCACAUUUGAGUCACUCUGAGUUCAAGCUCCACUCCAGAACCUUGAGCACAUAAUCCAGACGGAAAUACCAGUGCAGUUAGAACAGUGCAGCACAGUCAGGGGUGCCAUCAAUCAAAGGAGAUCUGAAGCCUGUCAUUUCUCUGGAGUUCCCCUGGCCAAUAUUUAUCCCUCAAUCAACACCUAAAAUACAUUAUCUGGUCAUCACUGCAUUGUUGUUUGUGUGCUACAACAGUGACUACGCUGCAGCAACGGUAUCUCAGUCUUGAAAAGCUUAGGAACGGUGUGAGAUUGUGAAAUGUGCUGGCUGAGUUUUAAUGGCUGUUGCAGCAACAUGAAAGGUAGAACAAUGAGAUUAAUAUCACAUCGUAACUAGGUCAGCAUUUAUUCUGAAGAGGAGAAAGUGAGGACUGCAGAUGCUGGAGAUCAGAGUCAAAAGUAUGGUGCUGGAAAAUUCUCCGAGGAGCAGGAGAAUUGACGUUUCGGGCAUAAGCCUUUCAUCCUGAUGAAGGAUUUCUGCCUGAAACAUUGAUUCUCCAGCUCCAGGGACGCUGCCUGACCUGCUGUUCUUUCCCAGCACCACACUCUCGACUUUGUCCUGGUGUGUAUUGUUCUGAAAGUGUUUCACUCCCUCACUCCACUCCAGUAUUUAUCAACCCAGACGUUUAGUCAUCCUCAACAUGAAGCAAUUGUGUAAGAGCAUAAUCAGAGGCUAUCCAUCCAAUAGGAAACGUGGAAAACAUUCUCUUUACAUGAGCAGUCUUAAGAAUGUGGAAAGCUCAACCCCAGGGGAGCAGUUGAAGAGGAUUGGACUGUAAGGGUGGGGAAGUCUGUUUUUUCCUUUAUUCAUUCAAGAGCUGAGGGUAAUGGUGACCAGGCAGUAUUUAUCGCCUAUCUCUAAUUGCCCAGAGGGCAGUUAAGAGUCAACCACAUUGCUGUGGGUCUGAAGUCACAUAUCAGCCAGACCAGGUAAGGAUGGUAGCUUCCUUCUCUAAAGGAUAUUAGCAAACUAGAUGGCUUUUUAACAAUCAACAAUGGUCAUCCUAAUUCCAGACAUUGUUAUUGAAUUUAAAUUCCACCAGUAGCCAUGACAGGAUUCGAACCUGGGUCCCCAGACAUUACCUGUGUCUCUGAGUUGACAUCCAGCAAUAAUACCACUAGGGUGUCACCUCCCCAACCGUACCACAACUGUACAUGGUGUUGUGAGACCACAUCUGGAGUACAGUGAGCAGUUUUGGUCCCAUUAUUUAUGGAAAGGUAGCAUUUCAUUGGAGGCACUUCAGAGAAGAUUCACUAGGAUGAUCCCUGGUGGAGGGAUUGUCGUAUGAGCAAAGGCUAAAUAGACUGGAGUUUAGAAGCCGGAGAGGUGAUCUCAUUAAAACAUAUCGGAUUCUUAAGGGGCUUGACUCAGAGGAUGUAAAUGCUCAGAGGAUGUUUCUUCUCAUGAGAGAGUCUAGAAACAGACAGCACCAUCUCAAUAAAAGUGAUGCCAAUUUCAGACUGAGAUGGGGAGGAAUUUCUUCUCUCUGAGGGUUGAGUGUCUUUGGAACUCCUUGUCACAGAGAGCUGUGGGGGCAGAGUCCUCGUGCAUAUUUAAGGCUGAGAGAGGUAGAUUUUUGAUCAGUCGGGGAAUCAAGUGUUAUGGGGAAUGGGCAGGAAAGUGGAUGUGAGGGAUGUCGGAUCAGCCAUGAUCCUGUUGAAUGGUGGAACGAGCCCAAGGGGCUGCUAUUUCUUAUGGUUUAAAAUAUUAUAGACCAUUUAUAGAGAAGCGAGGCAGUCAUAUGAAGGAGAAGAGAAUAGAGAAUUAUGAUUUAGAUUUAGAAGCAGAAAGAUGGCAGAAAAGGCUUGAGUGCAGCACAAACACCUGCAUGGGCUGAUUCUGAGCCUGUGUAACCCGACAACACGGAGACCUUAAAUGUAUAUUUCAAUAUCUUUCAAAAGUAUUAACAUGAUAAACCAAAAACUAGCCUCUGCAUUGGUGAUACUGCCAAGAAGUUUAAAUGUUCUAGAUGUAGGCUUGCUCGCUGAGCUGGAAGAAUUGGUUUCAAAUGUUUCGUCACCAUACUAGGUCACAUCAUCAGUGAGCCUCCGGAUGAAGCACUGGUGGUAUGGCCCACUUUUUAUCUGUGUGUUUAGGUUUCUAAACCUUCCAACUCAGCAAGCAAACCUACAUCCAGAACCUCAACCUAAACUACAAAUCUUCUCAAAACUCGCUAAUGUUAAAUGCUUCAUUACCACAUUUGCUCUAAUAGCUAUUGCCAAUGUCAAAUCGCACUGGAAGAUCUAAUCAUUCAUCUGUAGAUAUAGAAGCCAAUUUUAGAAUCAGGUUUGGAUCUUCACACAAAACUUGAAAAGUUUUACAUCAGUAAGAAGCAACUUUAGCUUUGCACAUACAUUAAGUAUACAAUAUGACUACGCCAUCCAUACUUUAUCUGGGCCCGACUAGCAAAAAGAUGGUAAUUCAACAAAAGCAACCUGCAUUUAUAUUGCACCUUUAACACAGCAAAAUAUCCCAAGGCACUUCUCAGAUUAUUGUCAAAAAUUGAGACACAGGAGAUAUAAGGACAUAUUAUCAGAAUCUUAAACAGCUGAGAGGUAGGGAGGAAAUUCCAGACUUCAGUGAAGGUAGAACCACCAAUGAUAAGGUGAACAAUAGUCUGGGCUGUGUAAGAAUCACUGAAUCAGAGGAAUGCAGAGAUUUUGGAAAACUGCAGGGUAGGGGGAGAUUACAGAGACAGGGAUGAUGGGGAUCACUGAUCUGUUUGGAUUAAAUUCAAUUAGGAUGCAGCAAGCUGUUACCAUCAGAAAGAUACUGGAUCUGAUCCAUGUCUCAGAGAUGAAGGAAUAGUACGGUGCCAGAACAAAAAAAUACAAACACAAUCUGUUGCAGCAAAAAAAAGAAAGAAAUUGUCCAGCUGGAAACACUGUUUAUUUCAUUUCUCUUGGCAGUCUUUGAGGUAAUCCCAAUAUGAUUAUCUCAUUCAACUGGACUUGGAACUUAAACCAGCAUUUCAUGUAAAUUAUUGUAUAAUUUAUUUACUGCAUGUUUAUGUUCUUUAGCUAUUCCUUCAGCUUAUUUUGUCAUUUUUAUGAGAAAUGUAUUGAACUGUGUAUUGUAAUGUACGAGUAAGGAAUACCAUUGACCUGUCUUUACUCUUGUAGAAACAAUUUACAAUUCUGCUUGAAACUUUCACCCUUAUUAACUUAUUCAGCCACAGAGACACACCCACAACCAUACGCACAUAUUAUACCUGUUAGUAUUUGCACACUCAUGCUAAUCAAGGUACUAUGGGUUUACUGGGACAAAAGGGGCUGAACGCCUGAUCUGGCCUUGAAGAACACGAGAUCCUUCCCACAUGCAGAGGGUGGCGCAUGUAUGUAACCAGUUGCCAGAGAAGGUAGUGGAGGCUGGUACAAUUACAACAUUUAAAAGACAUAUGGAUGGGUAUAUAAAUAGGAAGGGUUUAAUAGGAUAUGGGCCAAGUGCUGGCAAAGGGACUAGAUCAGAUUGGGAUUUCUGGUCGGCACAGACAAGAUGGACUGAAGGGUCUGUUUCCGUGUUGUAUGACUCUAUGACUCUAUAACUCCCCUUGCAGACAAUAUGCAAGGAACACAGAUUAGCACAUGUUGGGAGCUAAACUCGAGGCGUCCAUAUCUCUCAAGCAAUAUGACAGCAGAGGUAGAUCAGACAUCAGAUCACAGUCAAUGGUCCAGGGGCCAGAUGGUCUGCUCCAAUCCUAGAGUCUGAUGACAGUUGCUGUUUAACAGCAGCCCAAUUCACCAGCUUCUUUCCCACAGCCCUGCAAAGUUCUCCUUUUCAAGUGAUAGUCCAAUUGCCUUUUGAAAGAUAUGACUGAAUUGACUUCCACCUUUUAGGCAGCACACUCCAGAUCAGUGUGUAAAAGCUUCUCUCACCCUUCCCUCUCAUUCUUUUGCUAUUCACCUCUCCAGUCCCUCCAAGACUGAGAUUGGCUCCUUUUAGGCCAGUUAACUUUGCGUGAAGGGGAUUGCUCCCACAUUGUCACGGUACUGUUUCCCUGGACCCAUUGUGUUCACUUGGUGGUUUGCUUGUGACUUGCUCUGUUUCCUGAUGCACCUAUCACCAUUGUAUUGUUAUACUCAGCCAGUUGCUCAAUCUCAUGUUAUUUACUGAACCGUGGUAACUUUGAAAUAUGUUCAAUAAAGAGAAGAGGGAAACACC
Molecule: messenger RNA, 13160 nt
Organism: Hemiscyllium ocellatum (epaulette shark)
Lineage: Eukaryota; Metazoa; Chordata; Chondrichthyes; Orectolobiformes; Hemiscylliidae
Gene: cilp2
Product: cartilage intermediate layer protein 2
Exons: 9
Coding region: 153-3902 (1249 amino acids)
Source: RefSeq, a predicted model, not a curated record